Xenia sp. Carnegie-2017 is the source of this 2842-nucleotide messenger RNA. Its product is annotated as lymphocyte cytosolic protein 2-like. Lineage: Eukaryota; Metazoa; Cnidaria; Anthozoa; Malacalcyonacea; Xeniidae. The record is from RefSeq and is a predicted model, not a curated record. Bases 123 to 2522 code for a protein of 799 amino acids. The transcript is spliced from 43 exons.
CGAGUCACGAUUUUCUUCGAGUUCGACUUCCGGCCUGCUGUAUUUUGAUCACUUUCACGAUUCAUCGAUGAUUCUCUUUGACUAAAAAGUCCGCUAAUUUUGAUUGCCAUAACAGGUAAAGAAUGCCUAUUCCAUCUAGAAGUGAAGUCCUUUCAUGGAAGGAGAACGAGGUCGCUGAUUUACUUCGCGAGCAAAACCUGUUGGAUUGUAUCGAUAGCAUUUACCAAAGGCAUAUUGAUGGACAGAAGUUGCUGAACCUGCAGUGGGGGGAUGUUAGAUAUUUCUUGGAAAUUCAAAAUUCUCACAGCCGACGGAAUUUUUGGGAUGUCGUUAGUCAAAUCCAGGAGAAAAGGGAAAGGAAUGGAGGUGUUCAGAAUUUAAUGAAGAGAUUUCAAGGCAAUUCUCAAAUUAGUAAUGAAGAAGAAGGCCAAGAAGAAAGUGACUUUGACGAUUCGGAUGAUUCAUUUGAUGAUGACUACGAUCUUCCAGAUGAAGAUGAACCACAGCUUUCGUUGGAAAGAAGGGAAACGAUUCGCCAAAAUCUGAUGCGUGGUAUGAUGACGGACCAUAAUGCUGUAAAUUCUGGCGAUGGUGUCAAUUACACUGAUGGUGACGAUGGUGACAAUGGUGACGAAAUUUAUGACAUGCCAGAAAAUUAUGAUGCCGAACCAGAGGACUUGUAUGAUGAUCCAAAUGGUGAAUCAGGCGAAGUUCAUUCCCAUUCUGCAUUUGACCUCGAGGAAAGGGGACCCAUUGUUUUUCCCGAUGAUACCACGACAAAUGAACCAGCUGACGAUUAUGAAAUAUUCGAUGCGGCUACUUCAACAGAUGCAGAACCCCUGGAUGAUUACGUUGUUCCAGAUCCAGCUCCUCCUCGGCCUCCAAAACCUGAUCAUCCAGUUAAUAAAGUUUUAAGUGAACGCCAAUGGCCGCCUCCUGCGAAAGAGAAAUCGAAUUUAAUCAGCAACUUGAAAUCACGUUUUGAGGAGCAGCAGGAAAAUUACGAGGCUCCCGAACCACCGAGAGCUUUGAAGAAACCAACAGCCUCCCCAGUCAUCCCACAAGAUCCCCCCGUACCCCGCUCUGCAAGACAACCAAAGCAAAAGGUUCCUAAAACUGCAAAAAAUAAAUUGAAAGAUAAACCGAUCAUACCGACACCUCCACAGGACACGUACGAGCCACCAACGCCUCCGCGACCUCCAAGCAAACUAAAUCAGAAAAAAUUGCCAAACUUUACACCGCAAGUGGAAAUUGAAGAGUCAUACAUUGCUCCUGAUGCACCAGCACGACCUCAAAAGAGUUCACCUUUUCGUCGGAAGCCGAUUCCUGAACCAGAAGAGGAGUAUAUUGCACCUGAUGCUCCAGCAAAACCUACAAAGAAUUGGCCUCCGAGCAAUAAUUUUAACCUUCACGAGGAUGAGAACUACAUCGCUCCCGAAGCUCCAACAAGACCUGUGACGACUCCGAUUCAUACCGAAGAGGAUUAUAUCGCGCCUGAAGCUCCAGAAAGACCUCGAAAGAGUUCACCUUUUUCACGGAAGCCGAUUCCUCCAAUUGAACCAGAAGAGGACUAUAUUGCACCUGAUGCUCCUUCAAGACCAAACAAGCGGUCAGUCCCACCGAUCCCAUUGGAGGAAAACUACGAGCCGCCCGAAACUCAUCGCGAUAACAAACCCAACAUGGCAGAAGAUGAUGGCGAAGAGGAAUACGAAGUUCCGGACAAUUUAACAGGGGCCAAGACUGAAGAACCCGAAGAUUAUGAAGUCCCUGAAACACCAUCAAAGAAAGAUCCUGAAACACUACCAAAGAAAGACGCUGGAGCAACUAGUGGGAAAAAGAAUAUUUUUAAUAUGAUGAAGAAGUUAAAUCCAUCGAGCAUUUUCAUCGAUAAUAAGAAAAAAGGAAUCAAACCCCAACCGCCACCACCAUCAACUGUUUCACAGCAUAAUGCUCUAAAUCCUGUUGACUCGGUGGGAAGCAACAACCAAAGGCAUUCUCAAGCUCUACCAGAUUUACCUAGUGAUGGUAGCAAUGGUAGAAGAUCGCCAUCUUUGCCUCCGAAACCGAGAAACACGGAUCCGCCAACGCCGAAAAAAAAGCCAGCUCUUCCAGUCAGCAAACCUCCUAAGGAGCCACUACCACGGCCAAAAAAUAAGCCAGUUCCUCUUCCAGUAAUCUUAUCUCCUUCAAAGACAAAACGGCAACAACUCGAGGAUCAACCUUGGUUUCACGGUUCCAUUUCGAAGAACGAAAUAGCUGAAAAGCUUAAAGGUGCUCGGAAGGAUGGUUCGUAUCUAGUGAGAGUAAGCAGUAGAGAUCAAAGCAAGUGCAUCAUGUCGAUUCUAUAUAAGAACGAAAUUCGACAUUUGGAUAUUCCAUGCGGCGAGAAUAAUCAAUAUCGAUUGGGAAACAGCGGUUCUGAGAAAUUCAAGAGUAUAGAAGAAUUGGUAUCGUAUUUCACAAGAAACGAAGUAGAAUUUAGCGCAGGUGGAAGAACGCGUCUUACUAACGCUUGUGUGUGACCGCCAAUAUAGCUGUGCCAAAAGUGAUUUGAGUUGAAUGUGAUUGGAGCUAUAAGAUAUUACAAGAAAUUUUUAUAAUUGAAUCUUCAUGUUGUUUGGCGUAGCAUUGUUUAGAACAAGAAAAAUCUACUUAGGCCUUCUGGUUGGUCGAAACAACUAUUAUAAAUAGAACACGGAGUGUUUUUCUUGCUCACGUAUCUUUUUUAAUCUUUAUGUUUAAUGGAAAUGCUGUUUACAUGGCAAAAUAAUUUCACUGUUAACGCAAGAGUUGUAAUUUUUACGUAGUUUGAAAUAUAUAUCAACAUGUGAGUUUUACUGAA